UACCAAUGAUUGUCACACACACACUAGGUGUGGUGAAAUUUGUCCUCUGCAUUUGACCCAUCCCCUUGUUCACCCCCUGGGAGGUGAGGGGAGCAGUGAGCAGCAGCGGUGGCCGCACCCGGGAAUAAUUUUUGGUGAUUUAACCCCCAAUUCCAACCCUUGAUGCUGAGUGCCAAGCAGGGACGUAAUGGGUCCCAUUUUUAUAGUCUUUGGUAUGACUCGGCCAGGGUUUGAACUCACAACCUACCGAUCUCAGGGCGGACACUCUAACCACUAGGCCACUGAGUAGGUAUCGAUUCAAAAACUAUAUUUUCCCGAUUCAAAAGGAUCAGAGCCGGCCCAAGGCAUAAGCGUACUAAGCGCUUGCUUAGGGCCCCGCGGCCACCAAGGGGCCCCCAAAAGCAAUUAACAAAUAAUAAUUAUUUUUUAUUUUUUGCAUGUACGAGUCUGACUGAUGAUUUCUAAAUGAUCAAAGAUAUAUUAUUGUACAAAAACACAAUUUUAGGUCAACAGAGUGCUGCUGCUGCUGCUGAUCUAGGCCUAGUGAUUCUUCCUGCCUCUCUUUAAAUGUAAAGUGAAGUGAAUUACAUUUAUAUAGCGCUUUUUCUCAAGUGACUCAAAGCACUUUACAUUGUGAAACCCAAUAUCUAAGUUACAUUUAAACCAGUGUGGGUGGCACUGGGAGCAGGUGGGUAAAGUGUCUUGCCCAAGGACACAACGGCAGUGACUAGGAUGGCGGAAGCGGGGAUCGAACCUGCAACCCUCAAGUUGCUGGCACGGCCGCUCUACCAACCGAGCUAUACCGCUAUAUGUAAAGCUGCCUCUGCUGCACCUGUGACGUUUGCCGCCUGUCGUGCAAUGCCAGACAUGCGCACUGGGCAUCAAAAGCGCAGAUAGAGGCAAAACAAUGUCACAAAAAAGGACAUAUCCUUCAGGUGCAGAAAAAAAGGAAGAAGAAGAAAGUGGAAGAGGAAAAAAAAUGCCAUGAUAAAGGUAUAUUUGCAUGACUUGGUAAUAAAAAGUUUAUCAAAGAGAUUUGUAGCUGUAAUUAGCUUUAGCUAGGUGGCGUUAGCUAGCUAGCGCGGUGCUAGCAAUAUGUUUUUAGCAUCAGGUUACUAGUGAGAUAUGUUGUUUCCACAAAUUGUUUGCAGCAGAGCAUGGUAAUUUAUGUGAGUAAAAUAAACAUUUUUUUUUUUACAUCAACUCAUAAUUUAUGUGAAACUUCCCCAGGAGCAUUGUUAAAAUACUUUGGAGGCACAGAAUCAGCCCAGAGCCAGUCCACAUCCUCAGGCUCAACUGUGAGUGAUGAAUCAGGUCCAUCUCCAUCCUCUACAGUGCUCUCUCACACACCUCCAUCCUCUGUGCCCACUGUCCCCUCCAUGUCUGAAACCACAGCUGAUUUAUCUACAACUUCCACCACAACAUCGCCUUCACACCAUGGACCAUCAUCAGCUCCGCCAGUUGACCCAGCUGAGUGGCCUUCUUUCCUCUCAGAUUCAGACAGGACUGAGCAGGUGAGCAGAGGACCACUGUCUAUCAAGGAGAACUUUUCAUUCCCCAAACGGCAUUAUGGCCGAAGUUUUCAUCAUCAUUAUACCUACAGACAGCUAGUCAAUGGGGAAAAAGUCAAUCGUAGCUGGCUGACUUAUUCAAGAAGCAAAGAUGCAGUCUAUUGCUUUUGCUGCAAAUUAUUUUCCAAAAAGUCCUUAAAACUGGCAGCCGAGGGACAGCGGGAUUGGGUCAACAUAGGUGCACUGCUGAAACAGCAAGAAAACAGUGAAGAUCAUUGUAGCAACACGGUGAAAUGGAAGGAAUUUGCCUUGCGUCUUUCAAAGGGGAAAACUAUUGAUGAGACAGAAAUUGGCCUCCUGGAGGCAGAAAAGAAUCGCUGGAGAGACGUUCUCACACGCUUAGUCACUAUUAUCCAGUCACUGGCAGAAAGGAACCUGGCACUGAGGGGAUCUGUUGACACAUUACAUCAGACGAACAAUGGGAACUUUCUAAAAGAAGUGGAACUGAUUGCUAAAUUUGAUCCUGUGUUGAAAGAUCACGUGAGACGCAUUGACAGUGGAGCAGAGCAUAUCACAUACUUGGGGAAAACUAUUCAAAAUGAGUUGAUAACCUGUAUAAGUGAUAAAAUAGUGGAGACAAGGGUGUCUGAAAUCAAACAGUCAAAAUACUAUGCUGUAAUACUGGAUUGCACCCCAGAUGUAAGUAAUCAAGAACAGAUGUCUGUUGUUGUGCACACUGUAAAUAUUGACAAAACACCUGAGGUAAAGGAGCACUUCUUGGGGUUUCUUCUAGCUCCUGAAUCUACUGGUCAAGGCUUGUCUGAACUAAUUCUUCAGAGGCUUGAAGAGUUGAACAUCCCCUUUGAGGACUGUAGGGGACAAUCAUAUGACAAUGGCGCAAACAUGAAAGGUGCAAAUAAAGGUGUACAGGCAAGGCUUUCAAAAAAAAAUCCACAUGCUUUUUAUGUGCCUUGUGCUGCCCAUAGCUUAAAUCUAGUGGUUUCGAUGCUGCUAAAGGGUCCCUGGAUGCCACUUGCUAUUUUGGACACGUGGAAAAAAUAUAUAAACUCUUCUCAGCUUCCCCUCAAAGGUGGGCAAUCUUGAAGAAGCAUGUGAACAUCACACUCAAGUCUUGGAGUGAGACACGGUGGGAAAGCCGGGUUAAAAGUAUUGAACCAUUACGCUGCCAAGCAGACAAAGUAAGAGAGGCUUUGUUAGAAGUCAGGGAAAAAACUACUGACCCUACACUAAAAGUUGAGACCCACUCGCUUGCUGAAGAAAUGGGGUCAUUCAGAUUUCACAUUUGCUGUGUGGUUUGGUACGACAUUCUCUCCAAGAUUAACAUCACAAGCAAACUACUUCAGUCACCCAACAUGCAGUUGGAUGUUUCAGUGUGGCUCAUUCAGAAAAACAAAGACAAUUUAAUCAGUUACAGGGCAACUGGUUUUAAAGAUGCACAGAUCUCAGCAAAAGAGACAUGUGAACAAUUGAACACUGAAGUAGUGCUGAAACAGAAGAGGUUGUGAACCACAAAAAGGCACUUUGCCUAUGAGAUGACUGAUGAGCCACAAUCUGAUGCCAUGAAGAGACAGGAAGUAACCUUUUUUAAUGUUGUAGUAGACUGUACCAUCCAGUCUUUGGAGGACCGCUUUCAGUCCGUAGAGGAGGUUAGAAGCAUUUUUGGAGUGCUUUUCAACUUUAGCCAACUUGAUGCACAGGCAAGGAAGGACCAGUGUAAAGUUCUCAGAGACAAACUCACCUUUGGAGAACAGUUUGAUAUUGAUGGGAGUGCACUGGCCACAGAGAUGGAGAACCUUCCAGGACUCCCUAGAGCACAGAUGACCCCCUUUGAAUUGCUCACUUACCUCUCUCAAAAUGAGAUCUGUGAGUUGUACCCAAAUCUUUGGGUAGCUCUGCGGAUAGCCUGCACUCUUCCUGUGACUGUUGCAUCUGCAGAGCGGAGCUUUUCCAAGCUCAAAUUAAUAAAAAACUACUUGAGAUCUUCCAUGGCUCAAGAAAGACUGAGUGGACUGGCAGUGAUUAGUAUUAAUAACAAAGUCGGCCAUCAGAUUUCUUACAGUGAUGUCAUAAAUGACUUUGCCUCCAGAAAAGCCAGGAAGCACAGGUUUUAAGGAGUGGGUGGAGUGGUGUGGGUGGUGAAGAACAGAGGAACAAAACUGUGAUGUGAUGGUCAAAUGUGUGAAUUAAGGACCUUAAUUUAAGGUAGUUUAUUUUGAUUUUUUCCCAAAAAAUUUUUUGCACAUCGUUAUGUACAUUUACAUAGUUUUAAUAUGUAGUAACUUUAUAUUUGUUUAUAAACCGUUAUGUUACCUUGUUUCUGGUAACUCUGAUCAUUAAUAUUAUUUAAGUAUUUGCUUGAUAUUUAAUUUAAUUAUGUUUUUUGUACAAUUGAAUUUGUUCCUUUUUAUAUAUA
Molecule: messenger RNA, 3945 nt
Organism: Entelurus aequoreus (snake pipefish)
Lineage: Eukaryota; Metazoa; Chordata; Actinopteri; Syngnathiformes; Syngnathidae
Product: zinc finger MYM-type protein 1-like
Exons: 3
Coding region: 1158-2615 (485 amino acids)
Source: RefSeq, a predicted model, not a curated record